AUGGCUGAAACUGCUAUCGACGUUGCUGCCACGGCCCCUGCCGUCGUCGCCUCUCCGCCAGCUGCCAAAGCACCACCGAAGCAGGCGGCCAAGGCUAGCAAGAGUGACGCCAAGAAACCGAAAAAAUCUUCAACCCAUCCACCAGUGAGUGAGAUGGUUCUGGCUGCCAUCCGGACCCUGAAGGAACGGAGCGGAUCAUCACUGCAGGCGAUCAAAAAGUACAUCGCCGUCAACUACAUGUGUGACGUCGCCAGGCUGGCUCCGUUUAUCCGGAAGGCUUUGAAAACGGGUGUCGAGAAGGGAAACAUCACCCAGACCAAGGGUACCGGUGCUUCCGGAUCGUUUAAGGUGACGGUCGAAGCAAAGAAACCGGCUGGCGAUAAGAAACCACCAUCGGGUGCAGCGAAAAAACCGAAGAAAUCGGCUACUAAAUCCGGGGAGAAGAAAAGAUGGGUGGGUAAUGUCUAG
Molecule: messenger RNA, 468 nt
Organism: Topomyia yanbarensis
Lineage: Eukaryota; Metazoa; Arthropoda; Insecta; Diptera; Culicidae
Product: histone H1B-like
Exons: 1
Coding region: 1-468 (155 amino acids)
Biological process (GO): chromosome condensation; negative regulation of DNA recombination; nucleosome assembly
Cellular component (GO): nucleosome; nucleus
Molecular function (GO): nucleosomal DNA binding; structural constituent of chromatin; double-stranded DNA binding
Source: RefSeq, a predicted model, not a curated record